UUGGAUUUCAAAAUGGCUGACAGUGAAGAUGAAAAUUUUGAUGAAGAGUAUGAGAAUUUGGAACAUAAACAGCGCUUGAAAGCCGCCCUGCAUUACACAGUUGGUAAAAUAUGCGAGGAAAUCGGCGAAGAGACAAAUUUACGUUAUUCCAAGCAAUUCAUAGCUGCUCUAACAGAGACAACAUUCAAACAAAUAGGUUCCUUUGCGACAGAUCUGGAGCUUUUUGCAAAGCAUGCAAAACGGACCAUCAUUAAUUCAGAUGAUGUGGUGUUAAUCAGUAGGAGGAGUUCUGUUCUGAACCAGCAUAUGAAGGAGAUAAGUCAGGAAUUAAAUGAGGCACACAUGAUUGAACGAGCAAACAAGAAAUCCAAGAAGGCCAAGAAACAAAAAACAUUGACGGUCGAUGAAAAUCUGGAGGUAUAAAUAUAUAAAUAGUUUGCAAGUAUU
Molecule: messenger RNA, 447 nt
Organism: Dendronephthya gigantea
Lineage: Eukaryota; Metazoa; Cnidaria; Anthozoa; Malacalcyonacea; Nephtheidae
Product: centromere protein S-like
Exons: 6
Coding region: 13-423 (136 amino acids)
Biological process (GO): resolution of meiotic recombination intermediates; replication fork processing
Cellular component (GO): Fanconi anaemia nuclear complex; FANCM-MHF complex
Molecular function (GO): chromatin binding; protein heterodimerization activity
Source: RefSeq, a predicted model, not a curated record